This is a messenger RNA of Sorghum bicolor (sorghum), 1835 nucleotides long. RefSeq lists its product as uncharacterized. The record is from RefSeq and is a predicted model, not a curated record. The transcript is spliced from 2 exons. The coding region runs from base 1 to 1446 and encodes 481 amino acids. NCBI's taxonomy places the organism in Eukaryota, Viridiplantae, Streptophyta, Magnoliopsida, Poales, Poaceae.
AUGUCGACGUCGUCGGCGCCAGAUGUGGCGGAGUCGUCGCGUGCCGGCCAGCAAGCGGAGCAGCAGCCCGAGCCGGAGCCGCAGCGCAAGUGGGUGGCCCUCGUCUCCGCUGCGGUCCUCCUCGGCAACGAGGACGAGCGGGCCCAGCAGAUCCCCGUCGGCUCCGACGUGCUGCUCGACCUCAACGACCCACCGCUGCCCUCCUACCUGGUGCUGCACCCCCGCGUCGUCGCCGACCCUAGGCGCAACGACGGGCCGCUGUCCGCCUACAUCCUCGCUGUCGACCGCUCCGCCGCCUGCAUCCUCGUCCAGGUCGUCGAAGGCAACCGCCCGGACUUCUUCCUCUGCAACACCCACAGACGUACCGUCACCAUCUUCCCCUCGGUGCGCAAUCUCCGGCCUCACCUCAGCAUCGGCCUCAUCGCCGACCCACGCCACCGCGGCCACUACAUGGUCGCCCAGCUCCACCCCACCACCUCCGACGACCAGCCCAACGGGAUCCUCUGCUACUCCACCGUCAUACGCCGGUGGUUCAUCAGGGGGCUCGACCUGCGACAGGCCCACAUGCGCAACCCCUUCUCCGAGACCGGCGUGCUCGCCCACGACGGCCGCCUCUGGUGGUUCGCCCUCGCCUAUGGCGUGUUCUUCUGCGACCCCUGCAGGCCACUCUACGAGCACCUCAAGCUGCGCUUCCUCCCGCUCCCGGACGACUGCGAGAUGGAGGGCGACGUCGCCUUCGACCCCCGCAUCAAGACCCUCAUCGACCAGCGCCGCUGCGUCAGGCUCAGCGAGGGCAAGCUGCGCUUCGUCAUGAUCCGCGGCCUCUCCUACGACGAGCUCGUCGACGUACCCGCGGCCGCGGCUAACCCCACCGUCCGGAUGUGGACGCUCGACGACCCGGAGGGCCCCGACCCAUGGACGUUCGAGUACGAGGUGGCCUUCGCCGAAAUCUGGGAGAACAAGACCUACACCGACGCGGGCCUGCUGCCGGACGAGGUGCCCCACGUCGCCCUCGUCGACCCCAACAACCACUUCGUCGUCUACUUCUUCCAGGGCUCGAAGCUCUUCGGCGUCGACAUGCGCGAGAAGAAUGUCGUCGGCUGCAAGGAAUGCCUGAUAGACCGUGAUCAACUCAGGUUCCAAUCCUCCCGCCCCAUCGUCGAUGCCUGGGAGCUGCCGCCACCGCCACCCACGCUUCCAGGCGACGACAGCUCUUCACCAGACGAUGAAGUUUGUUCGACAGAGUCUUUUCCCGAGGAAAAGAAGAGCCAGGUGACCGAAUCUGUUAACUCUUGGCUAACCCAGGCCCGGUUGGAGUGGACGAGGGACACGGAUGCAUCAGAGGAGAACUGGAGGGCAUGGAAGAUGGCACCACCAACAUCAGAGGAGAACUCGGGUGGCCAAGCUGAUGAUGAGCCGGAGAUGCAGUUCUCUCUUUCUCUGUAGCCUGUAGGUGAGGCAGAGAGCCCAGAGACCGAUUCGUCUGUCAACAUGUGGAAGCUUCUUUCGAUCUUGCGUGCCCUUUUCAGAUACAUAGAGUAUAGAGCCUGCAGCUUUGUGUCAUGGACAGCUCAUCCAUUCUCAUCUGAGUUGAUGAAAGCCAAGGAACAAUCAUACCGGGACCGUUAGGUGUUAUGGAGAUGUGUGUGCAGUUCCAGUACUGGAAUCUGGAAUGCCAGUCCUGUGGUUACCUCUUCCAGUUUUUUGUUUGUUUGUCUCCGAAUGGAUUGCCUCUGUCUGUUGGGCACUUGGGGCUGUGAAAACCUGCAAUGUGUCGCAAGUCGACCUGCUAAUGCAAAUGGAGUUCAGUUUUGGUCCUCCGUGUUCAUUCCUUA